Portunus trituberculatus (swimming crab) is the source of this 1281-nucleotide messenger RNA. RefSeq names its product leucine-rich repeat extensin-like protein 5. NCBI's taxonomy places the organism in Eukaryota, Metazoa, Arthropoda, Malacostraca, Decapoda, Portunidae. The transcript has 3 exons. The coding region runs from base 1 to 1281 and encodes 426 amino acids. The record is from RefSeq and is a predicted model, not a curated record.
AUGGUGUGCAGCUGUUGUGCAGCCCUGGAGGGCGUGAGACUGUCCGUCACGCCCACCACGCCACCCACGCCUACGCCUUCACAAGCCGCCCCAUACUGGAUGCGCCCCGCCCCGCCUGAUCCUCCGACGGACACCUCAGGCGGGGCGCCGGGCGAGGAGGGGACGGAGGGGCCUGGGUCAACACAUACCCCAGCUCCUCUAGGAGCCACACGGGGCCUCCAGGAAACACAGGUGCCGGGCGGCGCACCCCACACUGUCUUCCCGCAGCCCCUCCCGCAGGAAACACCCGCGCCCCCAGCCUCCCCUUCCCCAACCUUGGCCACACAGACGCUGGGUGCGACUGCGGGUCCCGCACUACGGGCGGCCACCGUGAAGCAGGUCACAUCGGGGGCUGCCGUGGCGGGGACUGAGGCUCCCCAGGGCGCAGAACUAGGCGACUCUUCUUCUUCAAGAAAAACUCAGGUCACGUCGCGGCCAGGCUUCUCCAAUGGCCUGGCGGGCCGCCCACCCCCCGCCAGCAGCCCUGAUCACUCGCCGGCCAUCAAAGCCUCGUCAGGGCCUCCUGUCACCCCGCUCACUCCCCGCACCCUCGCUCCGGCUGGGAGUCCGCCGCCGAAUUGGGCCAAUGGGCGUCUGGGCACCUCCAGCGGGAAUCCAGGCCACUCGCCGCCCCCCCGGUCCCCCGCCCUCCCUCCCCCCAGCCCCAUUGACACCUCCCAGACAGACCGAGCACAGCUGGCGAGGAUUUGGAGCGCUGGUGAGGACGACCAGUGGGCGGGCGGCGGGCGGCGUGACGGCCUGAGGCAGAGGCCCCCGUGGGCGUGGACCAAGGGCAGGCGGCGGCGGCGGAAGCUGCCAGGAGAGCCUUCACCUCCACUCUCUGACCUGCCCCCCGUCCCCGCCCUGCCUCGUGCACCUGCACAGACACCCAGCCGCCCCGGGAGAGUGGAAAGCAGUUCCCAUGACAGCAUAGGGGGAGGGAGUGACGCACGAGUGCCCAUGAGUGUCGUGCAGGCGGCGCCGCAGCCGGGUGGCGGGGAAGGCGCCGGCAGGUACGAGGUGCAGCGGCCUGGCGGCGGCCACAUCGAUUUCAAGGUGACAGAGACGGGCGAGUUCGAUGGGUUCAGCGUCACGCGGACCGAGGAGGUGGACGACGCGCCCUCAGCCCCCCAUCAGGCCAGUGGUUCUGGGGCGGACGUGACGCGCGGAGAGGCGGCGAGUGACCGUCACGACAGUCCGGGAGGAGAGUGGCAGGUCUCCUGGGGGCACCCCACUCCCUGA